GACAUUUCUGACAUAAGAAGAUAACCUCAAAACAAAAGGCUGAAGAAACAUGCAUUUUGUUUUGAAUUUUAUGAGAUUUGAGUAAGAUUUUUGUUAAAACAAUGAAAUCCAAGUCAUUUGACUUGAAAAAAAGUCCAGCAGAGAAGGGUAAACCUAACAAGACUUUUGAUUUUGUGAAUUUAUAUAAGAGUACCGCAGAAACUAAUGUUAUACUGUUAGGAAAGCCGAAAACAGUCGAAAAUCUGGACAGGGAGAACAGUAUCAAUUCACAGACAGAGACUGACGCUGGCAAACGAGAACGGUCGCCGAACAAAAAGAAAAAGAAGGGCAGGAUUGACUCUCUGAAUAUCACGCACGUUAAUAUAGAUGGGCAUAAUUUGAAUACCUCUGGCAGAACUUCGCCUGCGACUGACUCGAGGGCCACGUCCACACCUUAUGCUAACCGCAAAACUAACAGCACAACACCUAAAGUCAAGUCAAUUAUGAAAAACUCUGUAAUUAACUCUGAAGAUGGCAUGGAUGGCUCACAUGUGGAAACUCCAGUUAGCAAACCUAAAAAGAGAAAUAAAUCUGUAAGUUUCAUGUUGGAAGACUCUGAAGAGACUGCCACCAAAAAGACGAAAUCUGAUGACUCUCUUAAAGUUGAAAAGAAAAAUAAGAUUGCCAAAGUUAAACCUGGUACAGACAUUGAAAAGAAAAAACUUAAAAAGAUGAAAAAGCACCUGCAGGCUGAAAAAGAGAACAAAACUAAUGUAAAUAUGGAAACUGACCAAAACACAGAAGUCCCAGAGAAAAAGUCUAAAGCAAAGUUUGAUAGAUCAAGAAGCUUCACUGAUGGGACUGGAGAUUCUGCCUCCGAUGGACAACCUGUUGCUGCAGAAAAAAAGAAAAAGUUAAAGAAAAUUAAAAAGCGGAAAAAGGCUGAGGACAGCUCAGAACCUACAGAGAAUGACAGUAACAACAAUGAGGAUGUAUCAUCACCAGAUAAACCUAGGCAAUUAAAAACGAAGAACAGAGUAAAACCUGCACAAACUGAGGAGAGUGUUGAGGGAGAGCCUGCUACUAAAUUAAAAAAGGAAGUGAAACCUGAAGUUAUCGCCGAGGACCUGGAGAACCUUAGCAUUGGCGAUAAUGCUCACACUCUGACCAACUUAUUAGAUGAAAUGACUGUAGUAGACAAGAACAAGAAGAAGAAGAACAAACUCCGCCGUAAGAAGGAUAAGAAACCGGCCAGCGUUUCCAGCAGUGAAACAGCUGAUUUGGAGAAAAUUGAAGAGGGGAAAGAGAAGGUGAAAUGGAAGAAGCGUAAGUGGAACAAGGACAAGAAAGGAGAUGUUGAUGACGGUGCACUGGCUACAUCGGUGAUUAUAGACAAUUUGCCAUUGAAGAUCAUGUGUAGCUAUAAGAACCUUUUGGCAGAUCACUUUGGCAAGUUAGGAUUGAUCAAAAAAAUUGGGAUUGCAGAAGUAUAUCCUACAGAAGAACCCAAACCUGUGUUCACCACAACAAUAAUGUUCUACAGUGAUGGAGCAGCGGCCAAGGCUUUAGAAGAAGACAACACUACAUUCGAAGGCAGCCGCAUCCGCGUGAAGCGCCCGCUGCCGCCUACGCAGACAACCCUCGUGGUGCGCUCCUAUGGCGAACUCAAUGAGCAAAGCCUCAGCUCCGUGUUUACAGGCGCGGGCCGCAUCCGGAACAUUCGACACCUUGCUAAGGGCAAGAAGUCUAUGGCUACAGCAUUCAUCGAGUUCGACGGACCGGAAGCAGUCGAACGCGCCUUAAAAUUGGCGGUAGAUGCGAAAAUUGGCGGGAAGAAGAUUCAUGUUUCAAAAUUCGAAUUGCGCGGCCCCAAAAAGGAGAAAAAGUCUACGGGCAAUCCUGAGAGCGAGAACGAGGGUGACAGCGAAAAUUCCAAUGACUAAACAAUUGCAUUAUUUAGAUUAGAAUAAUAUAUUUGAAAUGCUGUAAUAAUUCCCGUGGUGUCUAAAGUAAUGUUUAACAUUCAUUUAAGUUGAGAAUGGUGCCUAUUCGGGCGCAUACAAACUUAACCUAAUUUUAGUUUGACAGCUCUUAAACUAGUACCAUCCUUCACUUACAAUACGUGCAAGAAAGUUGUCUUCUCAAAUCAAGCUAAUUAAAUUGGUGGUUGCCCAAAUCGACAACAUUAUCAGGUUCAAAACAGUCUUGUAACAUCUGAGACAGUCUAAAAUAUCUCAGCUAACGCCCCAGGCAUUAUUACCAUUUUAACCUAGCUAUAACAUUUUGAUACGAUAUUUGACAUGAUACGAUUUUCCAACUACAAAUGAAAUUGUAUGACAUUGAUCUAUUUUGAUAUUAGUGGCUCGUAUAUUUGUAACGUUCGUCCCCAACUCAUGUGCCAAAAUAUAUAAAUGUCUCAUUUUUUGCAAAUGACAAGUGAAAUGGUUCACGUAGCACAUAAACUUGUAUACUUGUUAUAUACUUUUGCACGCGAAUCGGAAACGAAUAAUUCAAAAAUACGGCUCCGUUUCGUCGGCCUCGAUAGCGGGUAGUGGGGCGGGAGCGGUGCCGUGUAGGAAAAAAUAUUUGAAAAACCAACGAACUUUCCAAGCGAAGUUCGGUUUUCAUUCGACGCGAUUUAUUUGGUAUCCCAUCGUUCUCAUCCCGCUAUACGCUAUACUCAAGUCGCGGCCUAACAGUGAUAUUAUGAAUGUGCCAAGGCGUGUUCUACGUUUUAUUUAGCUUUUUUAUAAGUUUCAAGCUAGUUUUUAACUCGGGGAGAGCUUGUAAAGACUCCUCAAUUAUGAAAUUGCGUAAGAUGUUGAUAUGAUAACGUUAUGGUUUUUUGAUUGUCUUUCUACGACUAUAGCAUUCAAUACGCCGUGUGAUAGGUAUUUCAUAAUUAUGUGAUAGGAGAGGAAGGUUGAUGCACUAAACCAGUUUAGAAUAGUACAAUAAAGUUCUGUUUUGUGUAAUUUUGUAUGAAUAAACAGAAUUGUUGAUUUUA
This is a messenger RNA of Pectinophora gossypiella (pink bollworm), 2986 nucleotides long. RefSeq names its product axoneme-associated protein mst101(2)-like. The coding region runs from base 102 to 1922 and encodes 606 amino acids. Gene Ontology annotation, molecular function: RNA binding. NCBI's taxonomy places the organism in Eukaryota, Metazoa, Arthropoda, Insecta, Lepidoptera, Gelechiidae. The record is from RefSeq and is a predicted model, not a curated record. The transcript is spliced from 4 exons.